Octopus sinensis (East Asian common octopus) is the source of this 1462-nucleotide messenger RNA. RefSeq lists its product as uncharacterized. NCBI's taxonomy places the organism in Eukaryota, Metazoa, Mollusca, Cephalopoda, Octopoda, Octopodidae. The coding region runs from base 405 to 1013 and encodes 202 amino acids. The transcript is spliced from 6 exons. The record is from RefSeq and is a predicted model, not a curated record.
UUAGUCAACUACUGGGGUUGAUUUAUUCGACUAACCACCUCCCCACAAACUUUGAUGCCUUGUCCCUAUAGUCAAAAUAAUGAAAAUGAAGAGUUAUAUUUUUUCAGUAUUUCCAACGAAGAUGCUUGUUGCAGUUCUAUAUAACUUUUAUUGAUACAGGAAACACCUAUACUAUUUAUCGAAAACAUUUAUUCAGUGACUGAUAAAAUAAACAAAAGGACACUCGCUUGUAUGGGAUAACAUGAUGUAAAUAGUUCAGAUUAUUUUUAACUUCAGAAAAUAUUUAGCUGCAAAUAAAUGUCAGGUUUUCCUUUAUAAAUAAUACAAUAAUCUGAAUGCUAAAGGACUGACGCUGACUUCGGGCUGGACAAAAAAACUGAUAUUUCAUUUCAUCUGCAAAAAACAUGGUUGUAUGGUUAAGACGUUUGCUUUGUAACCAUAUCAAACUGGGUUUGAUCCCACAGUACUGCACUAUGGGAUUCUUGAAGAUGCAUACUAACAUAGAAAUAAAAUCUAGAGUAAAAGAUGUAGAACAGCUGAAAGAAAAAGUCCAUCUGGAGAGUGGAGCAAGAACUGAUUUAUUAAUUCAAGAGGAUAUUUUCUUCAAUGUUCCUCAAGGAAGACUCAAGUUAAGAAAAACUCAGGGUAACAAAUCAAAAUUGAUAUUUUAUGAAAGAAAAGAUACAGAAAAUGCCAAAGAAAGUAAAUUUGAUAUUAGUGUCAUUGAGGAUCCCAUGUCUCUAGAGAUUGUUCUGAGUCGUGCACUGGGUAUCAAAGGAAUUGUGAAGAAACGGCGUGAAUUAUAUAUUGCUGGUCAAACUCGGAUCCACAUUGAUGAUGUCGAAGGAUUAGGAAAUUUUAUGGAACUAGAGGUUAUGAUGAAAGAAGAUCAGGAGAAAUUGGAAGGUGUUAAAAUUGCAGAAGACUUUAUGAAAAAAUUCAAUAUUCAGAAAUCUGAUUUGAUUGCUGGUGCUUACAUAGAUCUACUCCAUGAGAAAAAUAGCAGCAAUUAAAUGAACAAUCAGGAGAAUUUGAGUUGAUUAAUUUGUGGUCUGUGUCAGCAAGGAUUAUUUUUAUUCUUCUUCUCAAGGUCUCCAAUAAAGGACACUAUUGUAAAUACUUGAUUUUUCUUCCUUAUCUUGUCACAUCUGAACAUAUUCCUUUUGGGUAACUUUUGUCUACUGUAUUUUCUGGUAUACAAGUGGAAUUUUUCUGACCAAAAUUUGCACCCAAAGAAGGUAGGUUGAGUUAUGUAUCAAGACAAUUUUGAAGGGUCAAAAAUUCCAUGUGAAAUGCAGCAAGCUUUGGGAAGUUAUUUAAAUGUUUACACUGUUUGAAUGCUUACACUACACGUUUACACAAUAUACUACGUUGGUUUGUAUGCUGGAAAAUACAGUUAUGCAUGUUACCAAACAAUGGUAAAAUCAUUUUGUCAAUUACAGUUGAGUAACUACUACAAAAA